Molecule: messenger RNA, 2972 nt
Organism: Vigna angularis (adzuki bean)
Lineage: Eukaryota; Viridiplantae; Streptophyta; Magnoliopsida; Fabales; Fabaceae
Product: receptor-like protein EIX2
Exons: 3
Coding region: 1-2901 (966 amino acids)
Molecular function (GO): protein binding
Source: RefSeq, a predicted model, not a curated record
AUGAAUUCCUUCCUUUUGAUUAUCGUGUUUCUUCAUCUUUGUUGGGUUUCUCUAAGUCUGAGCGCAGAGACAGUGUGCAUUGAAAGUGAGAGAGAGACACUGUUGAAGUUGAAGCAUCAUCUCAUUGAUCCUUCAAAUAGACUUUCUUCUUGGAAUGCUUCUCUCAAUCCCAAUUGUUGCCACUGGUAUGGAGUUCUCUGCAACAACAUUACAUCUCAUGUUGCAGAGCUUCACCUCAGAACUCCAUCUCCUCUUUACUAUGAGAGCCUAUUUGAAUAUUUUUAUGAAGAAGCAUGGGAAGAGUAUACUAGAAGGGCAUUCACUGGAGAGAUAAAUCCUUGUUUGGUUGAUUUGAAGCAUUUGAAUUACUUGGAUUUCAGCUACAAUCUUUUUCAAAUUCCAUUUCCGUCUUUCAUUACAACAAUGACUUCCUUAACUCACCUCAACCUUUCUAAUGCUGGAUUCGUGGGGAACAUUCCUCCUCAUAUUGGAAAUCUCUCCAAUUUGCUCUAUCUUGAUUUAAGUGAUGCUGCCAACGGAAUAAUUCCUUCUCUGAUAGGGAAUCUCUCCAACUUGCUCCACCUCGAACUCACAGGAUAUUAUUAUGAAAAUGUUGAUUGGCUGUCAAGUCUUUCCAAGCUUUGUUAUCUUCACUUGAGCAACUUACAUUUGUCAGAAUGUACACUCCCUCGGUAUAAUCAACCAUCCUUUGUUAACUUUUCGUCUCUCCUCACUCUUGAGCUUUCCUAUAUUUCUUAUCAUUCUACAAUUUCUUUUAUUCCAAAGUGGGUAUUUGGACUGAAAAAACUUGUUUCUCUUUUCAUAUAUCGUAACUACUUUGAAGGUCCAAUUCCUGAUGGUCUUAGAAACCUCACACUUCUUGAAAAUCUUGAUUUGAAUGAAAAUUCAUUAUCAUCUUCUAUACCUCAUUGGCUUUUUGGUUUUCUUUCUCAUCUCAAGUUCUUGGACCUAUCAUAUAACAACUUCCAAGGUGUUAUUCCUGAUGAUUUAGGAAAUAUGGCUUCUCUGGUUAAACUUGAUCUAUCACACAAUAAACUUGAAGGUCCAAUUCCAACCUCUUUGGGAAAUGUUACCUCUCUAGUUGCACUUGAUUUAUCAGACAAUCAACUUUCAGGCAAUCUAACACUAGAUUAUUAUGGCAGCAACGUUGAUGGUGAACAUCCAAAAUCACUUGGAAAACUUUCAUCACUGAAAAUUCUUAUGUUGUCUUCAAAUCAACUUGGUGGAAAUCCAUUUAAAAGUCUUGGAUCACUCUCUAAAUUGUCAUACCUUCACAUUGAUGACAAUCAUUUUCAAGGAGUUGUCGAUGAAAGUCAUGUUGAAAAUCUUACAAGCUUGAAAGUGUUUUAUGCAUCAGGAAACAAAUUGACUUUAAAAGUGGGUCGCCAUUGGCAUCCUACUUUCCAACUUACCCGUUUGGAUAUGAGCUCUUGGCAAUUAGGUCCCAACUUUCCAUCAUGGAUUCACUCACAAAAUGAACUUCAAUAUUUGGUGAUGUCAAAUACAGGGAUUCUAGAUUAUAUUCCCCAUUACUUUUGGGAGGCUUGUUAUUCUCUUGAAUAUUUAAACCUCUCUAAUAAUCAUAUUCAUGGUAAGAUUGAAAAUUCAUUGUCAAAUCCAAUAUCUGUUUGGACAGUUGAUCUAAGCUCAAAUCACUUGCAUGGAAAGUUACCUUUCUUUUCUAGUCAGGUUGCAAGGCUAGAUCUCUCAAGUAAUUCAUUUUCUUCCAUGAAUGAUUUCUUAUGUUGCAAGAAAAUUGAGGAAUUUAACUUGUAUAAUCUCAAUCUUGCUUCGAAUAACUUAUCGGGAAAAAUACCUGAUUGUUGGAUAAAGUGGCCAAAUUUGAUUAAUGUAAAUCUACAAAGUAACCAUUUUGUUGGGAACAUUCCCUUAUCCAUGGGCUCUUUAGCUUGGUUACAGUUUUUGAACAUCCGUAACAACUCAUUAUCAGGAAUAUUUCCUACUGCUAUGAAGAAGAAGAACAAUUUGAUAUCCUUGGACAUUGGAGAAAAUAACCUUUCCGGAACUAUUCCAGCAUGGAUUGGAGAAAAGUUGCCAAGAAUAAAAAUUCUUCGCCUUCGAUCAAACAAUUUUUCAGGUCAUAUUCCAAAUGGCAUAUGUGAUAUGAUAUUUCUUCAGGAUUUUGACCUUGCACAAAAUAGUUUAUCUGGAAAUAUUCCAAAUUGUUUAAACAACAUUAGUACCAUGUUGCAAAAGAACAAAAGUACAGAUUUAAUUAUCACUAUAGAUGACUCGAGAUUGACGGCAAUCAGUAUUUUCAUAUGGACAAAAGGAAGGGCUUUAUUGUACAAUAGUAUUCUUGGCUUAGUGACAAAUGUUGAUCUUUCUGAUAAUAACUUAUCAGGAGAGAUACCUAGAGAACUCACGUAUCUAGACGGUUUGAUAUAUUUGAAUUUAUCUGGGAAUCAAUUGUCUGGCCAAAUUCCACCAAGUAUUGGCAAUAUGAGAUUAUUAGAAUCCAUUGAUCUAUCAAGGAAUCAAUUAUCAGGAAAAAUCCCUCCAACCAUAUCAAACCUGAGCUUUCUGAACAACCUAGAUUUGUCUCAUAACCAUUUAGAGGGAGAAAUUCCAACGGGCACUCAAAUUCAAAGCUUUGAAGCAUCAGACUUUGUUGGAAAUAAUUUGUGUGGUCCACCCCUACCCAUCAAUUGCAGUUCGAACCAGCAAAUUCCAUAUAUUGACAACUCGGAAACAGAAAAUGGUGGGCAUGGAGUGAAUUGGUUCUUCGUGAGCUUCACAGUUGGAUUUAUUGUGGGAUUUUGGAUAGUUAUUGCUCCUUUGUUAAUUUAUAGAUCAUGGAGGUAUGCAUAUUUUUCCUUCCUUGAUAACGUGUGCUAUAAAGUACGAUCAUAUUGGUGAUUGUUGAUUUGUAAUGUACGACUGUUGUUUUACUUGACGUUCAUCUUUCUCUGUAUGAAUGUGUGGUCUAC